GGCGAGACGGCCAAGCUGCGCGGGGCCGUGACGAGCCUGGCCGCGCGCGAGAAGAGUUCGCCGGCCGACGUGCUGAUGGCGUGCAAGGACGACUUCCAGCAGACGGCGGCGCACAUCGCCGCCAAGUCGGGCCAGACGCGCUCCAUCGACGCGCUGGCCGAGCUGUGCGGCACCCCCGCGCACCGGCAGGAAUACUUCAACAUGGCCAACCGCUUCACCGGCGACCGCCCUGUGCACACGGCUAUGCGCCACGGCUAUCUGGAUGUCCUCAAGGCCCUCGUCCGCCACGGCGCGGAUCCCACGGUCAAGAACCGCUACGGCGACCGAGUCGUCGACUAUCCUGGCGACUACGAGGCGGAAGAGGUGCAGAAGGUUGUUGACGACUACGAGGCGGCGGCAGGGAUUAAGGCUUGAAGUUUGUUAUGAUGGUGGGUGGGGGCUUGUGCCUUUCUUUGUUUGUUCUUUGCUGCAUUUUAGGUUGGACGGGCGGGGACUUGCUUGCCAUGGGUGUUGCCAGGCGUUGGCAUUGUCACAACGAGACACACACGUUGCUGCAUUAAAACGUUGACUAGAUGCACGAGACUCUGCUUACUAGCCUCUGUCUCCAAAUUAUUCAAGCUACCAGUAA
Lasiosphaeria miniovina is the source of this 628-nucleotide messenger RNA. RefSeq lists its product as uncharacterized. The record is from RefSeq and is a predicted model, not a curated record. NCBI's taxonomy places the organism in Eukaryota, Fungi, Ascomycota, Sordariomycetes, Sordariales, Lasiosphaeriaceae. The coding region runs from base 76 to 414 and encodes 112 amino acids. Gene Ontology annotation, cellular component: nucleus. Gene Ontology annotation, molecular function: protein binding. The transcript is spliced from 2 exons.